ACACAUUUGACACAUUCGUACCCUCCAUUGUAUUUUUCUUUGAUGUACUACACGUAUGAUAUUACCAUCGGUAUGGUAAGCUUAUCUAAUCCUUCAGACCAAAAUCGGACACAUUUAACAGGUAAACGUCUCAAGUUUUUAUCUUCAAGUCCCUUACAAUACAGCAAUGAGACAAGGAACACCAAACGUAAAAAUUACCUACCUUGUUUUUGCAUUAUUAUUUCUUACCUUGCACAGCACCUCCUCAGCCCAGGAAUUUGAUUUUGUCAUUCAAAAGAUGAGGUUACUCAUUUCUGUGAAUCAUGAUGAUCAUAUCUUCCAAAGAUGUUCUGCAACUUCACGAACCCCUAUGUUGUCUCCAGGUACACCAUGGAACGACACAGCCACAUUGAAUAUAUCUAGUUGCGACAUUGGACGACUAGGCAUAUAUAUCAGAUCUCCGGAUUAUCCAAAGGAUCCAAAAGCAGAACUGAUGAUAGAUAUCAAGUUCUUGUCCUCAUACCUAGACAACCUUGUGAUGUGCAGCAUACCGUGGAAUAUAACGUAUCGGUUGCCAACACAACGACAUUUCUCUUCAUUACCCGGAUGUUCUACAAAAACUGUCCAACUUGUUGACAACGCCGUGUAUAUGAAUCAUAUUUUUUAUUUCAAGAUAUAUGAUUGGGAGGAAAAUCAUAUUAUUAAUGUAUAGAAUUCAUUCUUAUUGUAAUAUCACAACUCUGUAUUAAAGGUAAUCUAAGACAAUCAGCAUCGCAAUUUUUAAAUGAUCUACAGUCUAAAACCUAUAAAUUUAUACUUUAUUAAUAUAUGUAGAAUAUGUUAUAAAAUAUUAAUAGGAUUAUAAAAUUGCAAUGAAUUAAAAUGAGCUGUUAAACAUAUUUAGAAGAAGAUCUGGAUAAUUUUAUGCUUAGAAAAAGUUUCAAGCUUACCAAAACUGUCACUUUCUCAUUUCAAAUUUGUUAUAAAUUUAUGAACGAAAAUUUCUAAAACAGCGUUAAAAGUUAUGAAAAUAUGAAAUAAAUGAAGUACAGUCUACUUUCAAAAUGAAUUAUUAAUUAUCAUACGCAAGUAUUAUUUUCAUUACACAUUCAUGCUCAUAUUGAAAGAUGAAGCUAUUAUAUAUUAAUACUUUUUCGCUGUUAUGAAAAUCACUAAAGUUUUCUGGAGUUUGUCAA
This is a messenger RNA of Magallana angulata, 1175 nucleotides long. RefSeq lists its product as uncharacterized. The record is from RefSeq and is a predicted model, not a curated record. Bases 167 to 691 code for a protein of 174 amino acids. NCBI's taxonomy places the organism in Eukaryota, Metazoa, Mollusca, Bivalvia, Ostreida, Ostreidae. The transcript is spliced from 3 exons.